Messenger RNA from Fragaria vesca subsp. vesca, 1934 nucleotides. Its product is annotated as sugar transporter ERD6-like 6-like. Bases 129 to 1589 code for a protein of 486 amino acids. Gene Ontology annotation, cellular component: membrane. The record is from RefSeq and is a predicted model, not a curated record. The transcript has 18 exons. Gene Ontology annotation, biological process: carbohydrate transport; transmembrane transport. Gene Ontology annotation, molecular function: sugar transmembrane transporter activity. NCBI's taxonomy places the organism in Eukaryota, Viridiplantae, Streptophyta, Magnoliopsida, Rosales, Rosaceae.
AGCCCGGCAGUGGUUCACCACACCACGAUAAACAGAUGACGAGACUCUAAAACCCAAUAAUCAAAUUAUUAUUGGUUGUGGUUUUUGCAGAGAGGACUUGGGUUCUUCUCUUCUCUGAUCGGAGAGAAAUGAGUUUCAGGGAUGACAAUGAAGAAGGGAGGGAUGUCAGGAAGCCUUUCCUUCAUACUGGGAGCUGGUACCGUAUGGGUUCCCGCCAGUCCAGUAUGAUGGGCUCCUCUCAGGUCAUGAGGGAUAGCUCCGUUUCUGUUGUGGCUUGUGUUCUCAUCGUCGCUUUGGGUCCUAUCCAAUUCGGCUUCACUUCUGGGUAUUCUUCUCCGACGCAAUCAGCCAUCACUGCUGAUCUUGGACUGUCAGUGUCAGAGUAUUCGCUGUUUGGUUCUUUAUCAAAUGUGGGUGCCAUGGUGGGGGCUAUAGCCAGUGGUCAGAUUUCUGAGUAUAUUGGGCGCAAAGGGUCUUUAAUGAUCGCCGCGAUUCCUAAUGUCAUCGGCUGGCUUGCCAUAUCAUUUGCCAAAGAUUCGUCAUUUCUCUACAUGGGAAGGUUGUUGGAAGGAUUUGGCGUGGGAAUAAUCUCGUAUGUGGUGCCCGUAUAUAUUGCAGAGAUAGCGCCUCAAAAUUUGAGAGGCGCUUUGGGUGCAGUCAAUCAGCUCUCUGUAACUAUUGGGAUACUGCUGGCUUAUUUGCUUGGACUUUUUGUUGAAUGGAGAUAUCUUGCAGUUUUGGGAAUAUUGCCUUGUACGAUAUUGAUACCUGGGCUGUUUUUCAUUCCUGAAUCACCUCGAUGGCUGGCAAAAAUGGGUAUGACAGAGGAUUUUGAAGCCUCUUUGCAAGUUCUACGAGGAUUUGAUACUGAUAUUUCCAUUGAAGUGAAUGAGAUAAAGAGAUCUGUGGCAUCAACAACCAGAAGAACAACAAUAAGGUUUGCAGAACUCAAACAAAGAAGAUACUGGCUUCCUUUAAUGAUUGGAAUUGGACUGCUUGUUCUUCAACAGCUUAGUGGAAUUAAUGGCGUUCUAUUCUAUUCCAGUACCAUCUUUGAAACUGCUGGGAUUACAUCAAGUAAUGCUGCCACAUGUGGCCUUGGUGCUGUUCAGGUAAUAGCAACUGGUGUGACUACCUGGUUGGUGGACAGAGCAGGCCGUCGACUUCUGCUUAUUAUCUCCUCUGCUGGAAUGACAAUUAGCCUCCUAGUUGUUUCUGUAGCAUUCUAUCUGAAGGAAUAUGCAGCGGUUGAUUCAGGUUUCUAUAGUGUGUUGAGCAUCAUUUCAGUGGUUGGAGUAGUGGCCAUGGUAAUUGCCUUCUCUCUGGGUGUAGGAGCUAUUCCAUGGAUCAUAAUGUCUGAGAUUCUUCCAAUUAAUAUUAAAGGCCUUGCUGGAAGUAUAGCAACACUUGCCAAUUGGUUUGUAGCCUGGGUGGUCACUAUGACUGCAAACUUGCUACUGGAAUGGAACAGUGGAGGAACCUUCACCAUUUAUAUGGUUGUGAGUGCUUUUACUGUUGUAUUUGUUACCAUUUGGGUCCCCGAGACAAAGGGCAGAACUCUGGAAGAGAUUCAGUGGUCCUUCAGAUGAGGUUUCCUUUCCCCUUCUUUCAUAUCGCGGCUUUACAGUGCCUUCUUCAUCAAUUAGAAGAAACCAAUUCUGCAUUCUGCAAUCCCAUUUUGAGAAAUUCCUACAGAAACUGUGUGGCAUCAAAGGUGCAUAUUUUUGUGGCAUAAAAGCAGGCAUCAUCUUCGGCCAGCAAUGCACUGAACUUCGUGCUCUAUUGCUACAUUCGUUGUAAUCGGCUGUAAUCCAACAGUUGUCGUACACUUCAUAAAAUUCAUUGAAUCAAUUUUUCGAGCUACCAGCUUUCCAUGGUCCUAUAUUUGUACAAAACUACAAACUUGAUCAGUUUCAUUUGAAGUUUUGAACCCC